This is a messenger RNA of Suricata suricatta (meerkat), 1524 nucleotides long. Its product is annotated as T-cell surface glycoprotein CD1c-like. Gene Ontology annotation, biological process: antigen processing and presentation, endogenous lipid antigen via MHC class Ib; immune response; antigen processing and presentation, exogenous lipid antigen via MHC class Ib. Gene Ontology annotation, cellular component: external side of plasma membrane. Lineage: Eukaryota; Metazoa; Chordata; Mammalia; Carnivora; Herpestidae. The record is from RefSeq and is a predicted model, not a curated record. Gene Ontology annotation, molecular function: endogenous lipid antigen binding; lipopeptide binding; exogenous lipid antigen binding. Bases 91 to 1089 code for a protein of 332 amino acids. The transcript has 6 exons.
CUUGUUGGUGGAAGAAGGAAGUCAGAGCAGAGGCACUGAAAGGUGGCUUUGCUGAAAACAGAGGGUAGUGGAGAAACAUCUGCAGGUGACAUGGUGUCUCUGCAGCUCACCCUGCUGGCUGCUCUUCUCCUGGGGGGUCACACUGCACAAGCAGUCCAGGAACCCAUCUUCUUCCACCUCAUCCAGAUCUCAUACUUUGUCAACCAAUCCUGGACACAGCAUCAGGGCUCAGGCUGGCUGGGUGACAUACAGACUCAUGGCUGGGACAACGAGACUGGCACAAUAAUUUUCCUGCGUGCAUGGUCUAAGGGCAACUUCAGCGAUGAGGAAUUGAUUGAUAUAGAGCUUCUGCUCCGUGUCUACUUCAUUGGAUUAACUCGGGAGGCUCAAGACUAUGCCAGUCAAUUGCACUUCAAAUAUCCUUUCGAAGUACAGGUGGUAAUUGGCUGUGAGCUACAUUCUAGUGGCAUCGCAAAAGGCUACUUACAGGCAGCUUAUCAAGGAUCAGAUUUCCUGAAUUUCCAAAACAUGUCAUGGGUGCCGUCUUCAAAGAGUGACAGCAGAGCCCAAAGUGUCUGUGAUCUCCUGAACCAAUAUGAAGCCAUCAAGGAAACAGUGCACAGGCUCAGCACAAACACCUGUUUCCGAUUUGCCUUGGGUCUCUUAGACGCAGGGAAGGUGGAUCUCCAGAAGCAAGUGAAGCCAGAGGCCUGGUUGUCCAGCAGCGCCAGUCCCGCUCCCGGCCGUCUGCUGCUGGUGUGCCACGUCUCUGGCUUCUACCCAAAGCCAGUGUGGGUGAUGUGGAUGCGGGGUGAGAAGGAGCAGCUGGGCACCCAGAGAAGCGACGUCCUGCCCCAUGCCGACGGAACAUGGUACCUCCGGGUGACCCUGGACGUGGCGACACGGGAGGUGGCUGGCCUGUAUUGCCGAGUCAAGCACAGCAGUCUAGGAGGCCAGGACUUGGUUCUCUACUGGGGACACCAACUUUCCAUGUACUUGAUCCUGUUGGCUGUGAUAUUGCCUCUAAUUCUUCUGAUAGUCAUUGCAUUGUGGUUUAAAAAGCGCUGCUCCUAUCAAGACAUCCCGUGAGCUUCCUUGCCAAGCCUUCCUCAAUGGCCCAGGAAUCUAGGACAUCAGAGUGAUACCAUUUUUUCCACCCACCAGUUAAUUUUUUUCCUGUUUCUGCUUUAUAAUCAUCAGUUCACACAAACUACUCUAGUUGUAUCACUCUGUAUGGAAUGCCUUCCUUAUAAUCUCCAUUUAUUCAAUAGUCUUCGACUGUUGAAGCCCAUUAUGAUUCAUAUCUUCCAGAGUCUUCCCUAAUCUGUUGGUGGUAAGCCACUCAACUCUGUUCCAUGUGCAUCUCACUUCUCCCUGCAUGGCAGCCCCUUAGGUCUUUCUUCCCCUUCCAAUAUGCAAGCUCCUUUGGGACAAUGAUUACAAUAAAGAUGUGUUUUAUGCAGGUAAAAUGUGCUCAGUGAAAAGCAAACCCAAAUAAACCAUAUCCAAGUUGGAUUCACUGUC